Molecule: messenger RNA, 1938 nt
Organism: Neodiprion virginianus
Lineage: Eukaryota; Metazoa; Arthropoda; Insecta; Hymenoptera; Diprionidae
Product: probable malate dehydrogenase, mitochondrial
Exons: 4
Coding region: 601-1938 (445 amino acids)
Biological process (GO): tricarboxylic acid cycle
Cellular component (GO): mitochondrion; cytoplasm
Molecular function (GO): L-malate dehydrogenase (NAD+) activity
Source: RefSeq, a predicted model, not a curated record
UCUGAAGUAAAAAUUGACAAAGGGAUAACAUCGUUUCUGACAUGCAUUAAUCAGUAAAUUAACUGCAUCGAAAAGUAUUAUCAACCGAUCAGUCUGCCAAGAGUUUCAUCACGGUAUUGUUCAUGACAAUGUAAUUGUUUGCGAAACCUUGAUAGAAUAUCAUCACGUGAUCCAAGCGGCUAGAAGCCGGGGGGAAAAACUGCAAGAUCGGAUAUCAAAGUGGGCAAUCACUUUUCAGGUGAAGUUGGAGUAAUACGAAACAGAUCAUGGCGGCUGAUUUUCAAGCGCCUGAACAACUGCGAAAAAGGCGAAAAUCUGAUCGGAAUGAACGGCCCGAUAGAGUGACAAGGGACACACGGUGAAAGGUGGACGCAAGGCUGAUUUCAAUCCCGUAAACGCGGCAAGGGCCUCUACUUUUCGGUAAUACCGGAAUAAUGUAACGGCGACGCUGCGACGUGCGCGUUGCAGUUACACCGAACCGGAUGAAAACUCGAUUGUAAUUACAAUAAUAUACGAUAAUGCUACAAAGUACUCAUGAAAUAUUAUUAUUUAGUUAUCGCUUGUUAGAUUUUCACACACUUCGGAUCGGCACACUUUACGAUGCCAUUGUAUCAAUCGGAUUUACCUCGGAUGAUACUUCCUGUACGAAACGGCACUACUUUGGUAUCACAAACUAAGGCCGAUUCACAUCUCCGCCUUGUCGUUGCUGUGAAUAUAGGAACGCGUGUAGUACGGCAUGUCAACGAACGGCAGCACCACUUUCGCUUUCAAUGGGCGAUGUCAAGUUUAAGGAAAAAUUUGGGCGAAUUUCUACUCUUCAAUGCGAACUCCUGCCACCUUCUAUCAUCGAGGAGUAUAAGUAUUCUACGGAAACAUAAGGUUAAGACCAAAUCACCUUCACAACGUCGUCCAGCAAUUAAACCGGCCGUCGAGUCUAGCAGAGGUGAUAUUACAAAAAGGGGACCUGACACCGUAUCCGUGGCUCUGAUCGGUGGUGGUACAACCCCAGCCUAUACUGCGCUUCUUUUGAAACAGGCGCCAAUUAUAAAACGCGUGCACAUCGCGGAUACCAUCGACAAAACGGCGUCUCUGAUAUUAGAUGCAAGUCAUGUCGAUACCUCGACGAAAAUAAGAUACUUCAAGAGAAAUAACAUGAUAGAGGCAAUGCAAGAGGUGGAUAUAAUCGCAAUUAUGGACGAAGAAGACUUUACGUUGGGAAAAGCAAGUUCGCACGGUCAAUUCUUGGCGGGUUCGCAGCACGUGAAAGUUGUGGCCGAAAAAAUGGUGCAUUGCUGUCCCACUGCCUUGGUCGCAGUCUUCGCGCAUCCUGUCACAGCAACUUUGCCUCUGAUUUCCGAAAUUUACAAGCGCGCCGGUUGCUGGGAUCCAAAUCGCAUUGUCGGUUCUGUAGCCAUUGACUCAAUGCGAAUUCAAGCCAUGGCUGCAAAUCUCUUCGAUCUCAAUCCAGCCUUCACUACGGUCCCAAUUGUCGGCGGGGCUGACGCUUGCACCGUUGUUCCACUUUUGUCUCGAGCUAAGCCUGUCAAUCAGUUUUCAAAAGAGCAGCAGAAUUCGCUGAUUCACACACUCAGGGCAUCCGAUAACGAGUUGGCGAGCAUCGGAGAGUGCAGAGCCGGUCCGACGCUCUCGGCAGCAGCAGCCGCGACGAAAUUUAUAGUAACACUGGCCUGUGGUUACUGCGGUUUUAAAAACGCUGUUGCCAGUGCAUUCGUUCGAUCGAACGUGCUUCCGGUGUGCCCAUAUUUUGCCACAGAACUACAGUUCGGACCUGGAGGUGUGGAAAAAAGUUUCGGCCUCCCAAAGGUCUCGUCUGUCGAACUUGAACUAGUAGAACAAGCGAUCCCUAUCAUCAAUGCGAACGUCGACUUGGCGGUUAAUUUCACACGCGCGAAUAGCAAAUUGAGGUCUAAGAUGUAA